Quercus lobata is the source of this 556-nucleotide messenger RNA. RefSeq lists its product as uncharacterized. The coding region runs from base 94 to 468 and encodes 124 amino acids. The record is from RefSeq and is a predicted model, not a curated record. Lineage: Eukaryota; Viridiplantae; Streptophyta; Magnoliopsida; Fagales; Fagaceae. The transcript has a single exon.
UAGAACUUCUUUACCAAUCACUUUUCUCAAAUCCAUUCACACACAAUAAACUAAAACACUUCCUAUCUUUCCCAACUCUAAAAACAAAGAAAAAUGGAGAUUGAAUCAGUCAAGUGUGAGUGUUGUGGACUCAAAGAAGAUUGUACACAAGACUAUAUAAAUGAAGUCAAGGCCAAGUUUGAUAACAAAUGGCUAUGUGGGUUGUGCUCAGAAGCAGUAAGUGAUGAAGUUAGCCGAGGCAAAAAGUCAUUUGAUAUGGAAGAAGCUGUGAAGGCUCACAUGUCAUUUUGUCGUAAAUUCAAAUCAAACCCUGCAGUUCGAGUAGCCGAUGGGAUGAGGCAGAUGCUAAGAAGAAGGUCAGGUGAUUUAUCAUCAUCAUCACCAUCACCAUCUUCUUCUAAUAAGAAGUAUUCAAAAUCAGCAAGCACUUCACAAGUGAGCGAUGCAUCAACUUUCUCAUUGUACUAAUUGGAAAAGAAAAGAAGUAAUUAAGGGAGGCCUAUCCUAUGGUUGGAAUAAUAAAGUUUCAACUUGUCUUGUACAGGGGAUAUGUUUC